UGGCACUCGAGAGCGCAUUUGAAGGCACUACAAAAGAUAGCUUUAUCGAAUUUGGGGAGUUGAAGGAAAUGUGUGAAGAUGUGAUUAUCCUAAUCAAAUCUUCAAGGUGGAGAUUGUUGAAAAAUCAAAUAAGGUAAGUGUUGAAAAGUCAAAAAUGGUGGGAGGUGCAAUUGGCACCGAAAGAAAAAAAAGUUGGCAAGUUGUUUAAAGUUGAAAGGGAUAAUUGCAAUUUUGGUCCCUAAUUUUUUUAGGCCAUUUGCAAGUUAGUCCCUAAACCUCAACUAUAAAUAGGCCUAACCAUUUCUCAUUUCAACCAUCCCAACCAAUCUUUCUCUCUUAGUUUUCUCUCUUCUCCCAUUUGAGAAUUCUUAAAGAAUUCUAUUUGUUCGUAAUAUUUUGGAGAUAGUAAAGUUAUCAUCUGGUGUUAGUGCCCGAGGGCGUAGGUAUAAUUUACGAACCUCGUUAAAAUUCUUGUGUUCUUUCUUGUCCUAUUUUUCUUUCAAUAUUUGAGGGUAUAAUAGUAGUAUUUAAUUGUCCUAUUAAAUUACGAUAGAAGGAAUAUUCUGACUAAGGAAAGACUUGGUAUUUAAGAGAUCCUUGUGAUCCACCUCUCUUCCCUGGGAAUUGAACUUUGUGUGAUUUUUUAGUACAAUAAUUUACACGCUUCUGACCCUAUUGAAACAACAAUAUGUCGUCCGUUAUGUUGCAAAAUAUUGACUAAUUAAUUAUUAAAAUCUAGGAAAAGGUCCCAAACCCAUGACACCUACUCAUUUUCGACUCUACUCACAGCUAACCUAACUCUCUCUCUCUCUCUAAUAUAUAUAUAUGAUCAAAACAAUGCAUUCCAAAGAGGGGAAAUCAAUUGCAAAAAAGCUAAAGCAAAGGAUGCAGAUACGCCACCAAUAUAGAGGCGAUGAAGGGCAAAGGUGUGUCGGAGGAUUAAGGUCAUACACAAAAACAAGAAUUGGCAAGAAAAAGUCAUCGUCUUCGUCUUCGAUUGGGGUUAUGACAAGUCUCACCGGAAAAGGGGGAAUCCCUAUAUCAGAUGGUGGAAAAAAGAUGUACAAAAGGAGCAUCCAGAAAGCGAAAGAAACUACUACACUUAAGAGAAGGAAAACAGUAAUGAGAAAUAAGAUAGAGCAGAAGAAGUUGAUGAGGGAGUCACUGAAGACGACUAAAAGAGAUGCCGCAGAGGGUAAGUCAAGGUAUAGGUUGUUGAAGAUGAUGAGGAAUGAGCUUAGGGAUGAGGUGAAUGGAGUUAUCAACGACUUUAUGAGAUUGCGGGCAUUGGAGACAUUGGUGAUGCAGGAGCUGGGUUUCUUUUGAAACUCCACACUUCUAUCAAAUGCCUUGUUUAAAUUAGAAAUGCAAAUCCACAUUAUAUAUACUCUUACUUAUCAAAAAAAAGAAUGAUUUUGGGUCUGAGAAAAUUAGAAA
Molecule: messenger RNA, 1437 nt
Organism: Gossypium arboreum
Lineage: Eukaryota; Viridiplantae; Streptophyta; Magnoliopsida; Malvales; Malvaceae
Exons: 5
Coding region: 826-1326 (166 amino acids)
Source: RefSeq, a predicted model, not a curated record